GGUGACAAACAAACAUGGCCGACAUGACUCUGGAUGAUAUCAUCACCCAACGGAAAGUCACGGACUCCAGCCUGGACCAGAUCAUUAAACAGAGGAAAAUAACAUACUCUGGCGGAGGUGAGGACGUCCAACACGGUAAAGGGACAGACACCAGCCUCGACGACUUCAUCAAGAAGAGAAAAAUACGUCUAGGAGCCCAACAGGGAAGCAGACCUUCCGGUAAUCCUAACGGUACCAUGGGAAAAGGUCGUCCUUUAAAAGGUCGACUGGGUCAGCCACUUCAGACAGAUCUUGUCAUUGAGCCCAAGGUGGUUGGUGAUGCAAGGAACAGAAUUAUCCAAAAGAAGAGACUCAGAUUCCGAGAUGCUCGUGACCGCCUCGCAGAAAUUGCUAAACAGGGAGAUGCCCGGGACAAGAUCAACAUGAUUAGGAAAAAGACCCCACCUGUCAAAGUGAAGAAAACCCCAGCUACGUGGAAGAACACUGGCCUGGUGGAAAAAAAUAUCCGAAAUGAAAAUCGUCCAUCGGAUUUAGGAGGCAAGACACGUAUGCAGGGAUCUUCUUUGGUCCGUACUGUAUCUGGUGGAGAUAAUGGUGCGAAAAAUGUCAUUGUUCGGGGAAGGCCAAAUACCUUUCCAAGAAACCCUCCUUCUAAUGGCAGAACACAGUCUUUCUCAAGAUCUGGUGAUGGCAGUCGAUAUCAUCCACUGCCAAACAAUCCACAUGUUGUUACAAUCAAGAAUGACAAGGCUGAUCUCUAUAACCCUUCAUACACCCAAGCACUCAACAGUUUUAGGCAGCAUGAUAUGAGGCCUCCAAGGAUGAAGUUGACAGCUCGCAGCCCACCCUAUAGAUCUAUGGGACUAACUACAGCACAGCCUCCAAUAUAUGGAUUAAGUGGAAUGCGAUCUGAUAUUAUGGCACGAGCACGGUCACCAGCUUAUCGACUCAGAAGGUCACCGGAACCAGAGGAAAUACGUCCAACUCGUCUUAAGAUCACCACUGCAAAUAAUUAUAGGGAACCAAGUCCAUUGUAUGAUGAUGAAUGGGAGUCAGUAGGCAGAUUACCAGUGAGAAUGUCAGCAAGAAUCCCCAGUGGAAGACUGCAUUCAGAUGUUCCUGAGAGAUUAGCAGUCAGAGUACCUGCAAAAAAGAGGCCCAUAUAUGAUGACAAUGAAAUGGAGCCUAUCAAUCGUCCCAAGAAGGUAGCUCCUCUGUCAUCUGGGCUCAUGGCUCGUCUGGAUCAACCCCAGCGACCUGCUGCACCUCAGGGAGGAAAGGUACUUGUGACAAAUUUACACCAUUGUGUGAGUGUAGAAGAUAUGGAAGAAUUGUUUGGAACAAUUGGACCAAUCCUUUCUGCCCGAAUGAUAAGGGAGGGUGUUGCUGAAGCUGUCUUCAUGAAUAUAGAAGAUGCUUUUAGGUCAGUUGAAGUGUUCAAUAACCGCCAGCUUGAUGGACAGCCAAUGUGUGUGACGGUGGUGACCAAGAAGCCUCCAUCCGCUGCUACAGCUCCUCCCCCUCCAGCACCUCCCAGAACACAGACUAAAUCUGUUUUAAAAGCUGCCAGGUACCUACUUUACUGCUAGGUGAACAGGGACCAAGGAGGGCUGGGAAGUGUGUCCAAACAACUUUCCACUGGCCCAGGAAUUGAACCCGCUCUACCACCGGCGGCCCUUUUUGGGGCCAUUUUGAAGUCAUGUGCGCUUAAUAUUAGGAGAUAUUCUGAAGUCAAUAAUAAUUACUCUUUACUCAACAAAAAUGCCUGAAUACAAUACUGCAUUAAAGAAAAAGUAUUGGAAUUUUCUAAUGAAAAGGGGGGUCUGGACCCCCAAGGGCCCCCCCCCCCUCGAUAGUGAUACUAAUACCUGUAGUAUAGUACAGUAGAGUAUAGUAGUAUUGCUGUUAUAGUACUGUAGUAAUAAGUAAUUAGUAGUAGCAUUACUAAUUGUGAAAGUUUUUCAUUUUGUUACAUCAUAAUUUUCUUUGUUUGUUACAUUUCAUAAAAUUUAGGUUGAAUUCUUAGUACUUUAGUUUUUGUUUUGUUAUAUAAUAUUUCAAGUGUUUGUACUGUACUAAUAUAAAAAAAUUUGUUUGUUAUAUGUACCGGUAGAUACUUCAUUUUCUAUAUUAUUCAUUCUAUAUGUGAAGCAUGUACUACCAGUGUGGACAGAGUGCCACUAUGGUCAAGUUGAUAUUUAUUGAAGGAUAGGGAAACUACCUUUGGAAGUGUCAGUAUGGUCUAUUUUGCUAUUAAGUAAAAGCUACCCCUGAGUCACUCUGUGUGGGGCUGGUGGUGAGGGUGGCGGGUUGCAGACCAUAGAGGUGCUAGAGGUCCUUUUUUUUUUUUUGCGCUUUGUCCACUCUGGUUGUAUGUGCCUCAUAUAUAAGAUUGAACUGUGAGGGUGAUGAUGUUCUUAGUAAAUGGUGUCAUAAUUCAUUUCCCUCUUGUACUGUGCAGUAUUGUGUUGAAGGGAGUGGCAGGGGGUGGGGACAUAAUAGUCAUCUCUGUCUGGUUGUAUUAUUCUGGGCAUCUUGUGAAUGUGGUAAUUUAAACAAAUAGAAAUUAGGCUGUCGGACAAGACUGGUUAUCAGUAUGUUCCUACCACACCUCGAACUAGCAGUGGGGUCAUAAUAAUGACAGUUUGACGUAAUCCUGAAGUGAAUGGGAAAGAAAAAAGAUGGUGACCUUUGGUCUGUUAGAGUGGGUAAUACAAGGGUCCUCAUUAUAAGUGCUUAAUGAGAAAAAAGCCACUGAUAAUGAAACCACUUGUAAAGGGGAAUUGAUUCCCAUAAGAAUUAAUAGGAAUAGUGUCUAAUCAGGACCAUCACAUUGUUAGUAACACUCAUAAAGUUUAAUUUGUUAUCUUUAACAGUUAUAUACACCUUAGAAAUAUUUGUUAAACAUUUGAUUACACAUUAUUUUAUAAAAUUAUUUAACUUUAUAACUUAUUUAAGGUACUUAAAGUCAUUUGGGGUCGGUGUGUUGAUGUGACAUAAGCUACCGAACCAUGCAUUCGCACACUCAUUUCAGUGAAAGUGGUUCAUUGAGACACACUCACCACUUUUCUUACGACAUAUAACUUAUAAUUUCAUGUCCAUCCCAUAGCUACUACGCUUCCUUUUAACCACUACCCCACCUUGCUUCCACAACAGAAUUAGUCCACCAAUAUCACCAAUGACACAACAAAGUUGAUAAUUAUAAUUCUUGGAGCACUUCAAAAUAAUACCUGUGGAUACAGGUGACUGGUAUUAAGAAUGCAUAGCGCAGGUGAGAAGGAUGUCCUUUACGAGAAUAGGAGGUGGGUGGGAAUUUCAAUCGCUCCAACGCUUGUGCUUUUAAAGACUGACUGAUUUCAGCCUUAGAAUCUUCUUAUCUUUUGGGACUUUUUAUGUGGAGGUACUCAAUUAUUUGUACAGGACCCCCUGUACAACCGAAGAAGCCAUUGUGCAUAAAUUGGAUAUAGAUGUUGAGCUGUUGGUUGUUAAAGAAGGUAUAAUUGGUUGAGACAGAUAGUAUUCUCCACUUAUGAAAGAAUCUACAGUAUUUAAAGAUUUUAUUGAUGCAAAAGAUGUGAAGUUUGACAAGUUGUUGAUAAAGAGGGAAUUUUUUUUUAUACAAUUAAUGAACAAGGGCCAUGAAAAUUGAUAAUGUAUGUACACGUACUGUACUGUACUGUAUAGUGUAUGCAUGUAAGUCUGUUGAAUCCUAGGAAGGAUAGAAUUGUGGGGAAAAUUACUGAGAAGUAGUGACUGAACAAAAACUUCUUUUAGUGAACCAGUCAGGAUUGAUAUUCAUUAAACUAACUAGCUUGUGCAGCUAAAACUAGAACAUUGAAUUUAUUGGACAUGGAUUCACUAGUGUGCACAUUGUCCACAAAGUUAAGUGAGCUAGAUGAAAAGGCUUAUAAAAAAUUAAGCAAAGUCAGAAGGUGCUAAAAUGUAGGGCAUUGUGGGCUACUUUUGAUGUGAUGCUGUAUUGCUUAUCAAGAUGCAUGUGCAUGUAACAUUUCGUGAAUGAGUAAGUGCUAGUGAGGUAUGAGAAAAGUUGGCUCAUAUGGAGGUUUGGAUGGAGAGACAAGGGUAACUGUAUGCUCCUUACAAAUUCUUUGCCAUCUAGAAAUUUUUUUAUUGUAUUGUUUAAGAUUGGCUUUAAUAUGGUUAAUGUGUCAUAUCAGUUUGAAAUUGUUUUCAUACAAUUCUUGGGGCUUGUGUCUGUAUUGUAAGUAUUUAGAGUGUGCCACUGGGACUAAAAUAUCAUUAUCAUGCAAACUCUGAAACUGUCAACUUAAACAUGAACAAAAACACAGGUAUAUUGGGGCCAUAAACAGAUUUACCUCAACCUUGCUCCCCAAAUUUGGAAAUAGUGUGUUGAGUAAUAAUAUUAUCUCUAAGAUACCUUUAACUUCAUAGAAACUAAUAUACUGUACUACAGUAUUAAUUAUCUAUGAUUUGAAAACUAGCAAGCCCUGUGACUUAAAAUUUAAUUACACAGAAACUGAUAUUUAAUUUUCCAUUACACAGAUGCUAACACAAUAGGCUCUACUUUUAUGUCACAGAAGCUAAUAUUUAUAGAUUUUUAUGUGAUGAAAGAUAUUUUGUCUUAUGUAAAAUGAAAGUCAUUAAAACAGGAUACAGACUGAGGCCAAAUGCUGAGUAACACUAGAAAAUUAUCACAAUAAAUAUACUGGACAGUAUGUGUGUUAAACAUUCAUGAACAGAGACUGACCUGCCAUGUUACUGUUAGGUCACCUGUGAGUCUCUAUCUCAUUGUACUGUAUAUCAGGAAUUGCUUCCAACAAUGUAGCAUUAUUCAUUGUGUCCAUAAGUCUUCUGUUUGACAUUUCAUAACAGUACACCCACUACACCUUCUCUUGAUGGACAAUCGUGACCCCCCCCCCCCCUCCAUUUAUUUUACCAUGCCCAGAAUGGAGUGGGAUGGGGUUGUCUUCUGCCAUAUGAUGAAAAAUAGGGCCACUAUUUACCAUGUGAUCUUGGGCUUUGUAACCAUCUGUUAUCCAGACUUAUAUAGAUUUGAGUAAAUCCCCUUGUUAAGUAACCCCCAUUGAGAAGUCCUGGAUUCACCUCUGAUUAUCAUAUGAGGCGUUCAGUUGGAGAAGAGCGAUCUGGCUACUCUCCCGAAAAAAAACAUUUUCUCUGGUACCAGAAAAUUUCAUCCAUUCUCUGUGUGAUGGUAAGGUCUCCAGAGUGGAAGUUCGCCAUUAUCCACAUAUAAAUUACCAUUAGUUAUGAGGGGUGAAAUGGAUGUGUGACUCCAUAGAAAAAGGAAAACAGCAAUUACUUAAAACAUUGACUUGGCUAGUUCACCCUUAUCAUACUACAGGUGCUCCCCGACUUACGACGGGGUUAGGGACCCAAAUCCAGGUCGUAAGUCCGACUGGUCGUAAGUCUGACAUAGAUAAAA
Molecule: messenger RNA, 5425 nt
Organism: Homarus americanus (American lobster)
Lineage: Eukaryota; Metazoa; Arthropoda; Malacostraca; Decapoda; Nephropidae
Exons: 11
Coding region: 15-1589 (524 amino acids)
Biological process (GO): mRNA export from nucleus
Cellular component (GO): nucleus
Molecular function (GO): mRNA binding
Source: RefSeq, a predicted model, not a curated record